This is a messenger RNA of Sorex araneus (European shrew), 2511 nucleotides long. It is a transcript of the gene DDX27, whose product is annotated as DEAD-box helicase 27. The transcript has 21 exons. The record is from RefSeq and is a predicted model, not a curated record. Lineage: Eukaryota; Metazoa; Chordata; Mammalia; Eulipotyphla; Soricidae. The coding region runs from base 88 to 2376 and encodes 762 amino acids. Gene Ontology annotation, molecular function: ATP binding; RNA helicase activity; nucleic acid binding.
AAGCAGGCGGGGCGCGUGCGCACGGGCGGCCCCGUAAACGCCGGAUGCGCCUGGCACGCUGUUUCCGGGAGCGGCCGCCGCGGCGAUAUGGUGGAGGCGCUGGGCUUCGUCCCGACCCUCGGCGAGGAUGACGAGAUGCCGCUGGAGUCCGAGUCUGACUCGGGAGGCGAGGACGAGGAGGGGCCCAUUGUGCUGGGCAGAAAACAGAAAGCCUUCCAGAAGAACCGCAGUGCCGAUUUCAACCCUGACUUCGUUUUCACUGAGAAGGAGGGAAUGUAUGAUGGCAGCUGGGCAAUGGCUGAUGUCUUGAGCCAGCUCAAGAAGAAGAGAGCAGCCACUACUUUGGAUGAGAAGAUUGAGAAAGUUCGAAAGAAGAGAAAAACAGAGGAGAAAGAAGCUAAGUCAGGGAAAUCAGGGGAGAAAGAAGCUAAGGAGGGCUCUGAGCCAGAGGAGCAGGAAGACCUUGAAGGGAAAGCUGAGGAAGCAUCAGAAAAUGAAGACUCUGAGACUGACUACUCAUCGGCUGAUGAGAACAUCCUCACCAAAGCAGAUACCCUCAAAGUAAAGGAGCGGAAGAAGAAGAAAGGACAGGAAGCAGGAGGAUUCUUUGAAGAUGCAUCUCAGUAUGAUGAGAGUCUCUCAUUCUCGGACAUGAACCUUUCCCGCCCACUUCUGAAGGCCAUUACUGCCAUGGGCUUCAAGCAGCCCACCCCCAUCCAGAAAGCAUGCAUCCCUGUGGGUCUGCUGGGGAAGGACAUCUGUGCCUGCGCAGCCACCGGGACAGGUAAAACUGCAGCCUUUGCCCUGCCCGUCUUGGAGCGUCUGAUCUACAAACCCCGCCAGGCCCCCGUCACGCGCGUGCUGGUGCUGGUUCCCACUCGGGAACUCGGCAUCCAGGUACACUCUGUCACCAAGCAACUCGCCCAGUUCUGCAACAUCACCACCUGCCUGGCUGUGGGUGGUCUGGACGUGAAGUCUCAGGAAGCAGCUCUCCGGGCCGCGCCCGACAUCCUCAUCGCCACCCCCGGCCGGCUGAUUGAUCACCUUCACAACUGUCCGUCCUUCCACCUGAGCAGCAUCGAGGUUCUCAUCCUGGACGAGGCUGACAGGAUGCUGGACGAGUACUUUGAGGAGCAGAUGAAGGAGAUCAUCCGAAUGUGUUCCCACCACCGCCAGACCAUGCUCUUCUCAGCUACCAUGACAGAUGAGGUGAAAGACCUGGCGUCGGUCUCCUUGAAGAAUCCCGUCAAGAUAUUCGUGAAUAGCAACACGGAUGUGGCCCCUUUCCUGCGGCAGGAGUUCAUCCGCAUCCGACCCAAUCGGGAAGGGGACCGGGAAGCCAUCGUGGCAGCUCUGCUAACAAGAACCUUCACAGACCACGUGAUGCUCUUCACCCAGACCAAGAAGCAGGCCCACCGCAUGCACAUCGUCCUCGGCCUCAUGGGGCUGCAGGUGGGCGAGCUCCAUGGCAACCUGUCUCAGACUCAGCGGCUAGAGGCCCUCAGGCGUUUUAAGGAUGAGCAGAUCGACAUCCUAGUGGCCACCGAUGUAGCAGCCCGUGGUCUUGACAUCGAGGGAGUCAAAACGGUCAUCAACUUCACAAUGCCCAACACCAUCAAGCAUUACGUUCACCGAGUGGGUCGAACAGCGCGUGCUGGCAGGGCCGGGCGCUCGGUCUCUCUGGUAGGAGAAGAGGAGCGGAAGAUGUUGAAGGAGAUCGUGAAGGCCGCCAAGGCCCCCGUGAAGGCCCGGAUACUCCCCCAAGAUGUUAUCCUCAAGUUUCGGAACAAGAUUGAGAACAUGGAGAAAGAUGUGUAUUCUGUCCUGCAGCUUGAGGCCGAGGAGAAGGAGAUGCAGCAGUCAGAGGCUCAGAUCAACACGGCCAAGCGGCUCCUGGAGAAGGGGAAGGAGACAGCAAACCAAGAACCUGAGAGGAGUUGGUUUCAGACUAAAGAAGAGAGAAAGAAGGAAAAAAUUGCCAAAGCUCUGCAGGAGUUUGACUUGGCCUUAAGAGGAAAGAAGAAGAGGAAGAAGUUUAUGAAGGAUGCCAAGAAAAAGGGCGAGAUGACUGCAGAGGAAAGGUCCCAGUUUGAAAUUCUUAAGGCACAGAUGUUUGCUGAGCGGUUGGCCAAGAGGAAUCGCAGAGCCAAGCGGGCACGUGCAAUGCCUGAGGAGGAGCCGACGAGAGGUCCUGCCAAGAAGCAAAAGCCGGGGAAGAAAUCCGUGUUUGAUGAGGAACUCACCAACACGAGCAAGAAGGCUCUUAAACAGUAUCGGGCUGGUCCGUCCUUUGAAGAGAGGAAGAAGCAGGGCUUGCCUCACCAGAGACGAGGAGGAAACUUCAAGUCUAAAUCCAGGUACAAGAGGAGGAAGUAGCUGUGAUUCACCUGAACUUCAUUGGCAGUUCAUAGAUUCCUUCCCUCUGGGGAGCCAUCCUGUUGCAGUCUUUUCUCCUUUCGUAAAAAGUAUUCUUUAAAAUGUUGUCAUUAAAAGAUUUCGUUUUUUUUUUAA